Molecule: messenger RNA, 3905 nt
Organism: Anopheles arabiensis
Lineage: Eukaryota; Metazoa; Arthropoda; Insecta; Diptera; Culicidae
Gene: Scp1
Product: sarcoplasmic calcium-binding protein 1
Exons: 6
Coding region: 143-718 (191 amino acids)
Molecular function (GO): calcium ion binding
Source: RefSeq, a predicted model, not a curated record
GUGCAACAUGGGGCCGGGAGUUUUUAAUAAAGGGGACCACCUCACGGUACCGGUUAAGAUUGUUUUAGUCUUCGACGGAAGUUGAUUUAGACAAUUAGUUUCAGAUUAGGAUCUAAAUUCCAAACACAAAACCAAAAUCAAAAUGAGCUACUCGUGGGAUCAGCGCGUCGAAUUCAUCGUCCGUCACAUGUAUGACAUUGACAACAAUGGCUUCCUGGACAACAACGAUUUCCAGUGCAUGGCCCUCCGUGCCACCGUCAUCGAAGGCAAGGGCGAAAUCAACCCGGCCCGUCUGAACGAAUACAAGUUCAUCAUGAAGUCGCUCUGGGAUGAGAUCUCCGCCCUUGCCGAUUUCGAUAAGGAUGGCAAAAUCACCACCGACGAAUUCAAACAGGCCGUCAAGCAGACCUGCGUUGGCAAGCCCUACUCCGAAUUCCCGAAGGCGAUGAAGGCCUUCAUUGAUGCCCACUACAAGAUGAUGGACAUCAACAACGACGGUCUGGUCAGCAUAGAGGAGUACCGUUACAACUGCAUCACCCGUCUGGCUGUUGAUGACAUCAAGCUGGUCGAUGAUUCCUACAACAACCUGGUCAGCGAGGAGGACAACAAGAAGGGUGGCAUCACCCUGGAGAGAUACCAGGAGCUGUACGCGCAGUUCAUGGGCAACGAGAACGCCAAGUGCCCGGCCAUCUACCUGUACGGCCCAAUUCCGGAAUAAAUUUUUGUUCCACCAACAACUAAUACCCAUCAUCAGCUCAAAAGAUCAACAUCAGCAUCUUCGGCACAUCCACCCAUAGAGUAGAGGCAAGAGACCACCACCACCACCAUUUUAGACAUUUAUGCUUAGAUAAGCUAAGACGUUGUGUGUACCCCCGUCAGGAUGCACCGUUGCUCGAUCCUACCAUCCUGCGAGCGGCUGUGUAUCCUGGACGACAGCACACUAUUACAAUACAAUAUGAACGGCAAUGAACAACUGAAACACAUCCAGGAAUAUAGCAACGGAAAAUGGUAGCGAAGGUACACGCAGCACCAAAACAAUAACAAUAGCAAAGCCAAAAAAAGCACCAUCCAUUUUAAGAGGAAACCUCAAAUCGCGCCGUGUCUAAAUCAACUUCUAUCCAUCUACGUUCCAUCUGGUAGAUUCGAAUACUAAAACAUCUCACCAUCGGACGGCAGGGGUUUACAGCUACGCGAUUUUCUCUUGAUUGGGAGUGUGUGCCCAAAACUGGUUUGUUUAAGCAUAGAUGGAGCAGAGAUCUGUAGAAUCCCCGCGCGAAACACGCGUUCCUUGCACCAGUUGCCAUCGAACGCCGUCGUUUGGCCGGAAGGUUAGGCAUGUGAAGACUUCAAGUUAUAUAUGACGGUUAAUGCAUAUAGACCAAAGAAAAACCAAAUACCAACAAAAACAUCCACUAUGAGAGAGAGAGAGAGAGAUAAGGAAGAAAUCAAAAUCAGCUUUUUUCCCCCGUUUACAUGGAAAAGAAACAAAACGGAAUGGAUUUUUCAUAAUAAAACAAUUCAUCUACCAACCAAGAUCACGCGGAUAUAUGAAGCCUCAACUAAAUUCUCGUAAAAGAAACUACUCUAUUGCCUUCAGAUUCGAAUGAGCCCCACCACCACCACCACCAUCCGUUUAAUUCAGUGGUCGAACUAUCAACACACUUGCAACAAACAAAUAAAUAACACAACAGCCUAACAAAACGCUACCGGAUAAACUCAACACAGGCCAGUUUCUCUCAAAUAUUAUAACCCAAUAACAGAACGCUCUUUUCUUACCAUCGAUUCAGCAGCAACAGGAAACCCCCGUGGAGCCAAUGGAUGUUUUCUACCAGUUGAGACGUUAGGGCAGAGGGAAGAGCCCUUCUCUUAACGUCUACCUAAAGCACUGUUGUUCGUGUCUGCCAGGAUACUUGCACGGUGAGGACUCUUCUCUCUGCCCAAUUUCGCGUUUUCGUCUUCAACUGAGUUCGAGGCAGCUGUUGGAUAUCAGGGGGAUUGUGCUGUUGCCGCCACGUUCUAAGUACUUGAGAGCUACUACGUCCAUUUUACUUUUGAUCGAAAUGGGCGAUAAAUCAGCCUGAUCAAGAUAGAAUAGCAUCCAAAAUACAACAUCCUUAGCCGUUCAGUAGAAUGGGAUGAACACCAACAUCCAAUUCCUUCCACAUUCCAUUCUGCUUGGAUGCUACAAUGGAAGGACCAACUACUUUUUACCCAAACUAUCCCCAAAGACAUCUUUCCCCUGGGGAGUUCUGUCGCAAAACAACAGGGACAAAAUGAGAGCUAUCAUAUUUUACUAUUAUUUCGUUUUUGGUUUGAUCCAGUGUGAUCGAGCUUCUAGAGAUCACACUUGUGUGUACAUAGUACAGCCAACUUUCCUUACUCUGCGUGUAGCGUGUAGUGGAUGGGAGGGUUUUUCCCAUACAACCUACCAGAAAAACGGUCACAUAUUUUUUGUGUGUUCCCUUUUCUUCUGGAGCUGGUAGCUUGCGGGGGAAAAACAACACACACCCAUGCGACUUGCAAACCACGCUAUACGCUACAUUUAAUUUUUUCUCUUUGCAUAAACUAUAUUAACCACACAACUAGUUUGUUUAUCAAACCGAGAAAUUCAGCAUAAGAAAAGCUUUUACGUUGUACUACUAUACUCUGUGUAACACUGUUUACUACUUAACGCGAUUCUGCUACUAACCUCCAUAUUAGCACGUAGAUGGUUUUUAGUGUUUACGGUGUUUUCAGUGUUGAUUCUUACUCAUUCACACGUUCAAACAAACCCAACCAACAAGUAUACGGGGAUGUUGUGAAUGAUAAUAGUCCAGGUAAAAAGCAAAAAAUACAAAAAAAAGAAAAUCAAACACAUACACUACUACACACGACAAACAGCAACAAAAUGCCCACAACAACGUACUAAUGUAUACAGUACGCGAUAUCGUUUUACUCUUUAAUGUUUAUAGUUAAUCUUGUUUGGUUUGAACCUUACUCGUUUUUUGCUACUCUUACAUAUUGUUAUAUUAUUCACUCACUAGGUUAUAGACAAGCAAAACAGAAAAAAACAUAUUAUACUAUAAUCUAAGCAUUGAAAUAGCUAAGUGUGUUAGAAAACUGUUAUAGAUGAUACGUUUUUUUCGCCCUUAAGAAAUAUUUCUCGCCUCCUUCUUUGAAAGUUUGACAACUAUGAAACAGUAAUGGGGCGGUUACACCUCGCACAACACCAGAGGUUGUUCCGCGGCCGCCCAAAAUACCAUCCAGAAUCUCACCCAACAUCGAGAUUGACUACUAAAAAAAAACAAGAAACAUCUUUUUUCUAUGAGGUUAUGUCAUAAUGUUCGUUUGUAAUACCAUUCAAUUAUACCAUCUUUGAGGAAUAGAAUAGAAAAGCAGUAACAUCAACGACAGCAGGAAGAAUAUAUUGAAAUAAACAUAAUAAUACCAUGCUUUUACCAUUAACAUCGGUAGGCGUAAAAGCACAUCGAGAUAGGGAUAUAUAGAUUGAGAGACAGAGACAGAAAGAGUGAGCAGAAGCAGAUCCAAAGGCAGAUAGCACACGCGCAAAACGCGUGAAAACUUUAACACCAUCAUUACUAACUAAACUGCAAAGUCGCGAUUGGAAAUGCAAAAGCCCCCAGAAACAAUCCGUCAAUAAACAGCUGAUAACGGAAACCAAAAACCCAACAUCUCAACAGCAGCACUCCAUCUGUGUGCCCUUCAAUGGCAGUAUCCCCCUGCUGCACUUCUUCCUAGUACUACUAUUUUAAGGCCAAGAAAGAGGAUAAGCCGGCAGAUAUCCUUCCAUGGAGUACAUCUUCGAUGUUUUACGUAUGAAAAGGCUCGCAGAGAAUCCUUCCACUAUUACGAAGAGUGAUUUUUUGUUUGUAUUGCUGAUAUAGAUGUUAUCCCGUUACUUCGUA